UCUCACAGCCAACAUGAAGUUCUUGAUCCUCGCCGCUGUGGCCGCCGUGGCUGCCGCCGUCCCCCAGGGAUACGGUGCCCCCCCUCCUCGCUACGCCUCCAGCGAGGAGAUCGCCAUCUUGAGGGACGACCGUGUGAUCGAGGACGACGGAAGGUACAACUUCGACAUGGAGACUGCCAACGGCAUUGUAGUGUCAGAGCACGGCACUCCCGGAGAUAAGGGAGCCAUCAACAGUGCCGGAUCCUUCUCAUACACCGCUCCUGACGGCACUGACGUCCACCUCCAAUUCGUUGCUGACGAGCGUGGCUUCCAGCCCCAGGGCGCCCACCUGCCCGUGGCCCCCGAGUUCCCCCACCCGAUCCCUCAGUUCGUCCUCGACCAGAUCGCCUUCGCCGCCGAGGAGGACGCCCGCAAUGCCAAAAGGCCCUCAGGCACCUACGGCACCCCUCAGUAAAUGUAAUCCCAAAGUCUUUCCAUAGAGACAUAGUAUACGUAAGCAUAUCUAUAUUAGAAUAAAUUAUUU
Messenger RNA from Penaeus chinensis, 523 nucleotides. Its product is annotated as cuticle protein AMP1A-like. Gene Ontology annotation, molecular function: structural constituent of chitin-based larval cuticle. Gene Ontology annotation, cellular component: chitin-based extracellular matrix. The record is from RefSeq and is a predicted model, not a curated record. Lineage: Eukaryota; Metazoa; Arthropoda; Malacostraca; Decapoda; Penaeidae. The coding region runs from base 14 to 454 and encodes 146 amino acids. The transcript is spliced from 3 exons.